This is a messenger RNA of Phanerochaete carnosa HHB-10118-sp, 631 nucleotides long. RefSeq lists its product as uncharacterized. The coding region runs from base 68 to 631 and encodes 187 amino acids. The record is from RefSeq and is a predicted model, not a curated record. The transcript has 2 exons. NCBI's taxonomy places the organism in Eukaryota, Fungi, Basidiomycota, Agaricomycetes, Polyporales, Phanerochaetaceae.
AUUAUCCCAGCUUAGGUUGUACCGCAGAAUAAGAAGAGUAAAAAACAUUGAGACGGCAAUAUCGCCCAUGGAUACCACGCCCGCAAGGUGGUUGCGUCCUCGGUUUGACAAACGAUGCCGGCGAUGCAGAAUGUCCGCGGCAUUCCUCCCCUCAGGAAGGGCUCAAAUGGCGCUUACAUCUGCGGGCGUGUGUUACCCCAUGCGGCACCACCUGUGCCCCAAUCUCAUCCCCGACUGCUCCGAGACCCCGAUAGUGGACCGUACUCGCGCGAGUAGUCUUAGUAAGGCGGCCCUGUUCGCCCAUACCACCUGGGUGACGACGGUAGCCCGCGGCUUGUGCGCACUUGUCGCGUACGUGCUCUGCUGGAUCAAGUCUCUGAAAAUUACUGAGCCGACGCUCAUCCGGGAGCGAGACGAGCGCGAGGCCUGUGCGUUCAUGAUGAUGUGCGGCCCCGAGAAGAUACAUCUCUUGUUUGGCGCUGCAUCCUUCCAUAACCCCGCGGAAAUUGGAUCUAUCACGGAUGUAGACAACCCUGAGGCUGUGGAUUCACGACCACGGUGUCUGUGUCGUUCUAUAUCAUCGCCGUCCUCUCUAAACGAGGAGCCCGAGAUCCCCAGCUUGGUCAACUAA